AAAAAAUUUAUUCAAAAAAAUGAUAUAUAUUCUGAUUGGAUUAUUUAGUUUAGUCCUUUGUUAAGGAGAUGUGCAAACUACAGUUUAGACAGGUAUAAAUGGUUGUAAUUAAUUGCUCAGAAUUUUACAAAUAACUGUUGGGUGCAGAUCCUAAAUAAUACAUCGAAACAGGAUAUGUUACAUUAAAGGACUUAGAGGAUGGAUAGACAGCGGUUGGAGAAAUGUUCUACCACAUGUUUUUAAAACAAGGAACCAUGAGCUUAGACCAAAUAAAAUAGGACGAUAUUUUGGUUAUCUGGCUGAAUGGUGGUCCAGGUUGCUCAUCACAAUUUGGAAACUUUUAAGAGAUAGGUCCAUACAAGGUGGUGGAAGUGAGCAAAGACAAUUAUAAGGUUGAGGAAAGAGUAAUUAUUUAUUGAAUAUGGGAUAGCCAUAAUCUUGGAAUAAGUUGACACAUCAAUUAUUUGUCGAUUAACCAUUAAGAGUCGGGAUGAGUAGCGCAAAAGACGGAUUUGUGGUCUCAAAUACUGAAACUGCUGCUAAGUAUUUCGCUAAUUUCCUUCGGGUCCUCUACAACAAACACACAAUUCUAUAGAGAACUCAAUUGUAUAUUAUGGGAGAAAGUUUCGCUGGACAUUAUAUCCCUGCCAUAGCUAUCUAGAUAUUGACUUAGAGGUUGACAUUCGUCAAUUUUAAGGGAGUUGCUAUAGGAGAUGGCUGGACAUAGCCAUUUUCAUAAUUUUCUUAGUAUGCUUCCUAUUUGUACACAAUUGGUACAAUUACAGAAAGACAAUUCAAAAUAAUCCAGAAUAACAUAGCCAUAGGAUAGAAUGCCAUUUUGAAUGGGGACAUGCAAUUGGCAUACAAAUAAUUCGACUUGUUGUCUGAUGAUGAAACCAUUAAUAUGGCUGGUGGAAUCAACGUUUACAAUUUCAGACAAUACCAAGGAUAAGACAUCGAAGAUACUUCUCAUGAGAGAUUCUUGAACUUUUAUCUAAAGACUUAAUUCAAGGCUCCAACCACUAAAACUAUAUUUGAAGGAUGUGAUGGACCUACUUUUGAUGCCUUUGCUUUGGAUAUUCCAACUAGUAGAAAGGGCGACAUUGAGGUCCUCUUAUCAAGCAACAUCAAAGUCUUAUUGUUCAAUGGGUAAUUAGAUUAUAUAGUUAAUACUCCUGGGGCUGUCCUGUGGAUGAGUUAAUUGAAUUGGGACAAAAUUGGACUAUGGAAAAAUGCUAAGAAGGAAAUGAUUGUUGUGAACAAAGAAACACAAGGAACCUGGAAGCAAUAUGAAAAUUUCAUCUAUGCAACAAUAUACACAGCAGGUCACAUGGUCCCUACAGAUAAUCCCUUAGGCGCUUAUGCUAUGUUAGAAAAAUUCUUAACAAUGUGAUGAAUUCAUAAAUCAUAAAUUAUUUUA
Paramecium octaurelia is the source of this 1420-nucleotide messenger RNA. Lineage: Eukaryota; Ciliophora; Oligohymenophorea; Peniculida; Parameciidae. The record is from the annotation of a GenBank genome assembly.